AUGACUUCAAACGAAGCGCCUACUUCUCCAAUUAUGGAACAACGCCCAUCUGCUUACAUGGAUUAUCAAGGAAUGAAUAUCAGAAACCAAGCCGAAAGAAAAUGGGCUCUUGGACUUCAGGUGGGUCCCGGGUGUGCCAAAGGCAUGGUGAAUGAUUCUAUGCAAAGUAGUCAUAAUUAUUUUGGAGAUGAGUUGACUAUUGUUGAAAAUGAUGGUGCGUUGACUUCCCCUAAUGUGGUCAAAUUUGAAGUCCUGUGUUUAUGGUAUGAUUUAAAAUAUUUUUGGUUCAAAGACGGUGACAAAAUGGAAGACAUUGUUGAUAGGGAGAAAGGAAAAAAUUCAAUGUUGACGGCAUUUUUCAAGAAGAAUAAAGAAGAUUCCAAUGCGAGAAAAUAUUUGUAUAAGGAUUUUCCCAAACAUUUUACAUGGAAUCGGAGCAACCAUUGUUGGAGGAUCAGGGAACAUAAAUCAAUGAUUGGUCGACUUGUUUAUGCUAAUCCAGCUGAAGGAGAGAGAUACUACCUACGCCUGCUUUUAUGUCAUAUUACUGGGCCUACCUUCUUUGAAGAUUUAUACACAGCCAAUGGUGUAUUACACCCUACAUUUCGAAAAGCAACUCUUGAAAGAGGUUUAAUAGAGACCGAUGAUAAUUUAUCACAAUGUCUUGUAGAGGCUUCCUUAUUUCAAUUUCCCAGCGCACUUAGAAGGUUAUUUGCGACGAUGCUGAUUUUUUGUGAACCAGGAAAUGUUCGCAAGUUAUGGGACGACCACUAUGAUUCUCUUUCUGAAGAUUAUAGGAAACAAUAUGGAUGUGUCGAACGAGUGCAAAAUAUGGUCCUCAUCGACAUUAGAGUCGUCCUAGAAUCUAUGAGUAAAAAGCUUAGUGAUUACGACCUUCCAAAUGACAGUGCACACAUCGAUUUACAAUCAAGAGGCUAUCGUGAGGUGCAAGAAGAAUACUCUAUAAAUGUGGAAAAUGAAGACUUACUUGCGCGAGACUCUCUCAAUCCAGACUAG
This is a messenger RNA of Lactuca virosa, 1017 nucleotides long. The record is from the annotation of a GenBank genome assembly. NCBI's taxonomy places the organism in Eukaryota, Viridiplantae, Streptophyta, Magnoliopsida, Asterales, Asteraceae.